GGUUAGCCUUGCUCGCUAUACCGUCGAAUCAAGCGCGCUGAAGAUCGUACGGAGUAGAGGGUUCCGAUGAKAAGUCGUUUUUAGGGGAAUAAUAUGACCGGUAGAGCACGAGGACGAAGUCGUGGACGAGGGCGCACAGAGGCUCAAGCUGGAGGGGAUGCAGCGAGAAGGCCUGGAGAACCUGCAGUUAGGCCUCCAGAACCAGCGCAAGUUGGUCGAGGGAGAUCUAGAGGGCCACCUUCUGAUGCAGCCCCAGCAAGACCUCAACCUACGGCGGCAGCCGAGCCACCAACAGCGGCCAUGUCAGGCUUGAGUGUAGCAGAAAGAGGAGGCGCACGUGGCCCACCCGAGCAGAAGCGAGGAGGACGGUUCUCUGAGCCAGUAACAAGACCACCGGGCCUGAACAAGCAAGGGAGCUCUGGUAGAGAAGUCUCUUUAGUUUCCAAUUGCUUUUUACUGGAAACUCGUCCUAAUUUCAUGAUUUACCAGUACAAUGUGAGCUUCAGCCCUGAAGUCGACUCCAAGAAAGUCAAGUUUGGUCUGGUAAUGUCUCAAGAAUCCUUGAUUGGCAGAGUGAGGGCAUUUGAUGGCAUGACAAUGUUCCUCCCGAUCAAACUUCAGGACCCUGUAACAAAGAUCAAUACAACUAGGAGGAGGCGCGACAACCCUGAUGGAGAGCCGGUUGAGAUUACUAUUACCUUGACCAACGAACUCCCUCAAGACAGCCCUACUGUCAUGCAGCUUUUUAACAUCAUCCUGAGAAGGAUACUCAAGAUGAUUGACAUGAACCAAGUAGGUCGUCAAUAUUAUUAUACAAGACAUGCAAUUGCAGUCAACCAAUACAACCUUGAGAUUUGGCCAGGAUAUUCUACAUCAAUUCUCAAGCAUGAGUGUGGUGUGCUAUUGGGUGCUGACGUAUCACACAAGGUGUUGAGAAAGGAGACUGUUCUUGCUUUUCUGUAUGAUCUGUACAAGUCUAACCAGAGAAACUUCCAUGAAAUAGCAGCUAAGAAGUUGGUUGGCGAAAUUGUACUUACCAGGUACAAUAACAAGACUUACAGGAUUGAUGAUAUUUCUUGGGAUGAGAGGCCACACCAUACUUUCAGUACUGGUCGUGGGGAAAUAUCAUAUGUUGAUUAUUAUGCCAAGCACUAUGAGAAACAGAUCACAGAUAUGGAACAACCUCUUUUGAUUCACAGACCAAAGAAAAUUCCUGGGAAAAAGUACAUUGAGCAAAUCAAGUUGUUGCCAGAGCUGUGUUUCAUUACUGGUCUAUCUGAUGACAUGAGAAAUGACUUCAAUCUAAUGAAGGACUUAGCCAAACAUACAAGAAUUGCACCAAAAGAACGAUGUGAACAGCUGAUGAAAUUCAUUGGUGAAAUAAAUGGACAUGCAGAAGCAAGCUCUGAGAUGACAGGCUGGGGUUUGCAGUUUGCUAGAAAUCUUCUGUCAUUCAAAGGAAGAAUGUUGCCUGCAGAGGCAAUCUACCAAAAGUCGAAAAAGUCCUCAUAUGAUCCUAAAACUGCUGAUUGGAGUAGGGAAACCAGAGGCAGUGCUCUACAUAGCACAGUUAACAUCACCAACUGGCUUGUGAUUCUGACCAAUAGGGACAGGGGUGCAAUUGGCAAUGACUUUGUUUCGACAAUGAAGCGGGUCCUUGAACCUAUGGGCAUUUCUACUGGUGCACCACGUGUGGUUGCCAUUGAUAAUGACCGCACUGAGUCAUAUCUUAAUGCAAUCAGAAGUGAGGUUGGCAGGGACAUGCCUCAGAUAGUAGUUGCCAUUGUGCCAACCAACAGGAAGGAUAGAUAUGAUGCUAUCAAGAAAGUGUGCUGUCUUGAGAUGCCAGUUCCCUCUCAAGUAAUUGUGUCAAGGACACUAUCCAAGAAGCAGAUGUUGAUGAGUGUCUGUACCAAGAUUGGUAUACAGUUGAAUUGUAAGCUGGGAGGUGAAGCAUGGGCCCUUGAAAUCCCA
Molecule: messenger RNA, 1974 nt
Organism: Exaiptasia diaphana
Lineage: Eukaryota; Metazoa; Cnidaria; Anthozoa; Actiniaria; Aiptasiidae
Product: piwi-like protein 1
Biological process (GO): regulatory ncRNA-mediated gene silencing
Cellular component (GO): P granule
Molecular function (GO): protein binding; piRNA binding
Source: RefSeq, a predicted model, not a curated record